CAUUUUACAGCCAAGAUACUUACUAUACCUACUCUGUACUUUUAGAUGUCGCUGUACCACCCGCAAACUAGCGAACGGCAUUCUACGGUUAAUUACAUGUUGUAAUUAAAAGGUCCCUAACCUUUGUCCUGGGCUUCUGGGUGGUGUUUAUGAUCUUGUACGCACUCCUGCUGGCCGUCUGCUCGGGCAUCGCGUUCGGAUACGACUACGGAUUGGCAGAAUACAUCACCUUUUCAAGAGAUGAUAUGAAGCUUAUGGUGUUGAAAAGAGACUACUAUCCCGAAAUAUUGUACCCUGGAAUGGGUCGAACUGGUGAUGCGACUGGCGGCGCUGAAGAAGGCGAUCAGUUUUUGAGAGCGGGGGGGCAGAGUCCCCUCUCGGGAGUGCUGCCGAGUUGGCUAUACAAAACCACUCCAGGACCUUCAUCGAACCCUCCUACAGCUACACGUACCACUCAAAGUUCGACGAUAAUUACACGAACUCACACUACCAAGAAAAGGAAGAUAAUCAAGGUGAUAAAAGUAACUAAGAAGGUCCCACUAAGAACGAUAACAAAAGCGACCAAAGCGUCAAAAGCCAGCAAGAAAUCACAACGAAUAUCAACAACGAAUCGACGAAACAAACAAACAAGGAAAUCAACAAAAGCCAUUGAAAGUGCACCACCUAGUACUAUCAAGGAAGUUAAAGCAAGUAACAAAAUGUUGAAUCUAUUGGAGAACUUUUGGGAAACAACCACCGACUUCCCAACCGGCUCAACAGCACCAACAACAACAACGACAAUAACAACAACACCAACACCAACAACGACAACACCAACAACGACAACAACAACUACAAAAACGACGAGUCCGGAAAUAGAAUCAAAAUCCCCAGAAUCAAAGACAUUCAAGACACUCCCUAUAAGUCGCCAAACUAGUUAUUCGCCAACAAGUGCUCUGAGGAUCUUCUUACAUAAAUCGGACCCAACGAAAUGGCGACCUACGAAGCCAGAAACGUUUUUCUACAAUACUCUUGCUACAAAUUUAAGGAGGAAGAUGAAGGAAGAUUCGUACCAUCCCGAAAUGGAGAUACGGAUACCUUUGUUCGGGAGGCACAAGGGGCUGCCGAUGCGGCAUUGGCAUGUGCCAACAACGCCAUCCAAGGCCACAGAGAAUGCAGAAACGGACACACCCGUCGACGACAAUUACAGAAAUAUCUUAUAUUUUUGAAGACACGUGCUAAUUUGUAAAUUGGCAUUAAGGUAUCGUACUUAGAUGUUACGGCAGGGACGUCUCACUCCGCGAUUUUUUCGCUGAGGUAGAAGUACUAAUACAUGCCGGAGACCGCGCAUUGGCGGCACAUUCAGUGGUGACGACCUUAAUGCAUUAGAACUCAGUGUCUAAUGCUCGCGUGCGGUCAGGAAAGAAUUAUGAAAGGCGGCAUUUUAUAAACAUGAAAGCAGUGAGCCUUCUGUAUUUGACCUAUAUUCUGUGGCUACGGCUUAUGAGAUGAAGCAGAUUACCAGAGAAGUAUCGUAGGUUAGUUCAUAUUUAAUUUUUCAACUUACAGCUUAGGAAGCCCCUUUUUUUGGUGGGCUGUGUUAAUUUAAAGUGUAAGUUUUAGAUUUAGGCCACAAGAUGGCAGAUCCUCAACGCACAAGGGCGCAAGAACUGUAGGAAUACUAUACUAUACUCGUACUAGUGUUAACGAGAGGUGACCAGUGGGCAGUGCACGGUCGCGUCAGUGUAUCGUUUUCGCGCGUGUGGUAAGUGCGUAAAGAAUGACCGACGCGACAGGCUAGUACCGAUGCUCGGCCCGUGUGUCAAGUUAAAGUUUUCUUUGAUUACGAGGUGACACAAUCUAUCUCCAUUGUAAAAGAUCCCUAGCUAUUAAUGUUGUUGUAAUGUUAGUUACCCAGUUCAGUUUUGCUCUCUACGUUUCAAUCAGAUAUGCACAAUACAGAUUGUCUGUAAAAGUUUUCACAGCUGGUACAAAUGUUUUAUUACCCCUAUAAAUGAUACAAUGACUCCCUUAACAAUUGUUAUGUUGACGACUUUAUAAAACAGUGUUUUUUCAAUUUAUUUUACUCAGCUUUUUGACGCAGU
Messenger RNA from Leguminivora glycinivorella, 2084 nucleotides. Its product is annotated as protein let-653-like. The coding region runs from base 150 to 1208 and encodes 352 amino acids. The record is from RefSeq and is a predicted model, not a curated record. The transcript is spliced from 7 exons. NCBI's taxonomy places the organism in Eukaryota, Metazoa, Arthropoda, Insecta, Lepidoptera, Tortricidae.